GCGGCAGACUUUUACCCAGAAGCACCAGCUGCCGUUAAACAACACCUAAAAGUUCCGUAUUGUGGAGCUCCGUGUUUGGGACGAUAUAAUAUUUACUACCGCUGAGGUCUGACGAGACAGAGAGCUGAUCGGCAUGGCCUCACCUGAUGAUACUGAAGGGUGUCUGACUCCUGUGGAUUUCAUUCAGCUGCAGCAUUACAUGGAAUACAGCAGCUUACGGGUGAAAGAUGUGAUUAAAGAGUUUCAUCCUGGGGGUCGACUGGCUGAGCACAGCUUUGGAGAGUGCAUCGAUGCAGUGGGCUUUUGUCUUUUUCUAAAGACCUACCUUGAAGUGGAUGAUUUACCUGCACAUUUCUGCCAGCGCCUGUUUCACUAUUUUCAACAUGUUGAGCAGGAUGGGUUCACAAAGAGCCCCUUGUCCAAAGAAGGCGGUGUUUUUCUGCGUGACGUGUCCUGUUACUUCUCAGUGCUGGAGGAGGGACAGCCACGAGAGAAGCUUGAAUUUACUUUCAAGCUUUACGACAAAGAUUGCAACAAGCUCCUGGACAGCUCUGAAGUGGAUCGUAUAAUCACCCAGAUGAUGAGAGCUGCGAAUUACCUGGGCUGGGAUGUAACUGAACUCAGACCAGUGCUGAAAGACAUGAUGACAGCCAUCGAUGCAGAUAACAGUGGGACGGUCACUCUGGAGGAGUGGGUGAAAGGGGGGAUGAACAACGUGCCAUUACUGGUUCUGCUUGGACUGAAGAUGACAGAGAGGGACGGGCAGCACAUCUGGAGGAUGAAGCACUUUAACAAGCCGACCUACUGCAGCGUGUGUCAGGGCAUGCUGCUGGGCCUCGGGAAGCAGGGACUCUGCUGCAAUUGUUGCAAGUACACUGUCCACAGUCAGUGUGCUAACAAGAAUCCUGAACCCUGUGCUCGAACGUUUGUCAAAGCUAAAAAGGAGAUUGGUGUGCCUGCUCACGACUGGAUCCAAGCUGACUGCAAGUCCACAAAGUGUCAAGUCUGCCACAAGAAAAUCAAAACUUUAGCAGGACGGCGUUGUGUGUGGUGCCAGCAGAUGCGUCAUGAUGACUGUAUCCUCUCUGGUUUAUCAACCUGUGAUUGUGGACCACUGAAAGAUCACAUUCUGCCUCCGUGGGCCAUACACGCCGUUUCAAAGGAGGAGGAUACCAGCUUGUUAAACGUCACCCCUGAUGGUCAUGUCCUCCAGAUUCUUCCAAUUCCUGACACCCACCCACUUCUGGUGUUUGUAAACCCAAAGAGUGGAGGAAAGCAGGGUGAACGAGUUCUCAGGAAGUUUCAGUACCUGCUGAACCCUCGUCAGGUGUACAACCUGUCCAAUGGAGGCCCUGCUCCAGGACUCCACUUCUUCCGCAAUAUGCGCGAGUACAGAAUCCUUGCAUGUGGAGGAGACGGCACUGUUGGGUGGCUCCUGGAUGCUAUAGACAAAGCAGACCUGCAGGUCCAUCCUCCAGUAGCGGUCCUGCCACUGGGCACUGGGAAUGACUUGGCACGCUGUCUACGCUGGGGAGGAGGCUAUGAGGGCGCAGACUUGAGAGAAAUCCUGAAGGAGAUUGAAAUGAGUGAGUUGAUUGCGGUGGACCGCUGGAGCAUUCAGGUGAUCCCAGACGACCCCCAGGAGGUCGGAGACCCCGUGCCCUAUGAAAUCAUCAACAACUAUUUCUCCAUUGGUGUGGACGCCUCUAUUGCUCAUCGUUUCCACUCCAUGAGAGAGAAACACCCUCAGAGGUUCAAUAGCAGAAUGAAGAACAAACUUUGGUAUUUUGAGUUUGCCACUUCUGAGACCCUCUCUUCCUCCUGCAAGAGGCUAAAGGAUUGCCUCACAAUUGAUUGCUGUGGGAGAACUUUGGACCUGAGUAACCAAUCUCUGGAGGGGAUAGCUGUCCUCAACAUACCCAGCAUGCACGGUGGCUCUAACCUGUGGGGUGAAUGCAAAAAGCCUGAGGGAGUGACAGAGGUAGAGCGUGGUGAUGUGAUCACUGACCAGGAGAUUCUUAAAACCAUCCCACAAGACAUGAGUGAUAAGCGUUUGGAGGUGGUGGGGCUGGAGGGAGUCAUCGAGAUGGGACAGAUCUACACUGGCCUGAAGAGCGCAGGACACAGACUGGCACAGACUUCACAAAUUACCAUAAGGACAAUCAAAGCUCUGCCCAUGCAAAUUGAUGGGGAACCUUGGAUGCAGCCUCCGUGUACUAUCCACAUAACUCACAAGAACCAGGCAAACAUGCUGAUGGCUGCACCAGCGAAGCCGUCUGGCUUUUUUCACCUCAAAUAAAUUUACAUUUCUACAUCAUCCUGCGGUCUGCUGUGCAUCCCACCAGACCUGCUGCUGUAUUUUAUCAUGAGAGGGAUGCAGAAAAGUCUACUGUGCAAUGAUUAACUCUGUGUUUGUACCAUUAAGUUUUAUUGUGUAUGUCUCUUUCUCCUGAUCACUGAUAUAAAUUAAGUUGCAUUAUUAAGUAAUGAAAGCUUACACUUGGGCAGAGAACAAACUGACAGAACCAACUAGAAGUGCUCAUUUUCCCUCUCAGUCUGAUCGCUGCUAUUGUGUGCCAAUUUAUUGUGAUGGAUUUUGUUUGUUUUUGUAAAUAAAAAUGUGGAGCAUGAUGCUUGACCUGAAUCACAGGGAUAAGGAAAAUCUCACCGUAUUCAUGUCCUUAUAGCUUUGUUUUUGUUGAAUGUAAUUACUGUUUGGUUAUGUUUUAUGUAUAAAUCUUAAAGAUUUAUAUGCUGAUGUAGUGAACUGGCUUGUUUAACCUUCAGAAGCUCAUUGUGCUCAAAAUCAUUGAUAUUUCUAAUUCUGAAACACUGUCAGUGUUCAUCACAUGGAAAGAGAAUAUCAGGUUUUUUGUCUGUAUGUCUUGUGAUUGUGCUGGAAAAAUAAUGGCAGGAAAACUUGAUUGAAUGUGACUGAGUACUUAAAAAGUUUUAAGGUUUAAUAUUGAUCUCUUAAAUAACUUAAGUUUAGUAUAUAGCAGCCUUUCAUUGUUUAGGAUAUAUUAGAGAGAAGACAUGUUUAUUUCACUUCCCUUUACAAACAGUUUCACUCUUUACAUCUUCUGUAUAACAUGAUUUGCUCAUUACUUUGGAAUAUUUGUCAGAAAUGACACAAAUACUCUGAAUCUCACAGAAUAAAGUUAUUAUGAAAAAUUUAAGAUACAAUUCAAACAUUUAGUACUGGAUCAAUGUCUGGAGGAAAAUGCGAAUGUUUACCUUUCUUCCAGUGAUGUGCAUUACGCGUCUGUCUUGUGUUGUAUUUUUACUGUAUAUACUUUUAACAUCAUGUCUGACUAUUUAUUUUCAUAUUGC
This is a messenger RNA of Cheilinus undulatus (humphead wrasse), 3333 nucleotides long. It is a transcript of the gene dgkab, whose product is annotated as diacylglycerol kinase, alpha b. Lineage: Eukaryota; Metazoa; Chordata; Actinopteri; Labriformes; Labridae. Gene Ontology annotation, cellular component: plasma membrane. Gene Ontology annotation, biological process: lipid phosphorylation; diacylglycerol metabolic process; intracellular signal transduction. The transcript is spliced from 24 exons. The coding region runs from base 134 to 2299 and encodes 721 amino acids. The record is from RefSeq and is a predicted model, not a curated record. Gene Ontology annotation, molecular function: calcium ion binding; ATP-dependent diacylglycerol kinase activity.